Molecule: messenger RNA, 573 nt
Organism: Rotaria socialis
Lineage: Eukaryota; Metazoa; Rotifera; Eurotatoria; Philodinida; Philodinidae
Source: the annotation of a GenBank genome assembly
AUGAAAGUUUUAAGCAAAUUUCUUAUUAAUAGAACCUUAGUGCUGUAUUCUGAAAAAGCUGUUAGCGCAACUCCUUUGGAAUUAAAAUGUGAAACACGAUGUAGUGUUUUACAAAAUUUUGCUGUAUGUCUAUAUGUUUUAGGUGGGAAACAGGCUUAUGAAUUUAUUCGUUUGAAUCUUUAUGGAUCCAUUCCAAAUUUAGCAACCGUAGGCCAUUUAAUUCAAAAUUCAGAUACUGCUUUCAGUGAAGCAGAAUUCCACUUCCAAUUUCUUCGUCGAUUUCAUUUACAUUUUGGUUUCUGUUCUGAAGAUACCGCUGGUGUAAUCCGUGAAGUUGAAUAUGAUUCUAAAACAAAUUCCUUCGUCGGAUUUGCUACACCAAUUGGUCAUGGUGCUCCAUUGUCACAAUUUUAUCGAGCUGAUACAUUUAAUGAUUUUAAAACAAUAUAUGACACAAAUGAGAUAGCACCGUUAUUGAAUGUUCAAAUGUUGCAAACUAUUCCAACUGAAGAUGAUGCACAAUGCAUUUCAAGACCUUUGCUGGCAUACAAUCGACAUGGUGGUCGUGGUUAA